Messenger RNA from Colletotrichum destructivum, 1913 nucleotides. RefSeq names its product Putative major facilitator superfamily, MFS transporter superfamily. The record is from RefSeq and is a predicted model, not a curated record. The transcript is spliced from 2 exons. Bases 323 to 1738 code for a protein of 471 amino acids. NCBI's taxonomy places the organism in Eukaryota, Fungi, Ascomycota, Sordariomycetes, Glomerellales, Glomerellaceae. Gene Ontology annotation, molecular function: transmembrane transporter activity. Gene Ontology annotation, cellular component: brush border membrane. Gene Ontology annotation, biological process: transmembrane transport.
GUCUUUUGUCUCUUUUCGUCACUUGUCAAGGCACUUCACCUCUUCUUGUUUAAGCCCUUUUCUCCCCCUCUUUGGGUUACCGCUUACAUCGUCUCUUUUUUCGAUGCUGUCGUGGUCUUUCGCUUUGUAGACCUCCCCUAUUCUUAUUCUCCACGUCUCUUUCCCUUUCCCUUUCCCACGCUCAUUCUCACAGCCUCUUCUUGUACACAUUGAAACCUAUCUGCGCUUCCUCACUCCGGGAUCCCGACCUCGACUUUCCUCACGAAACAGAACUUUCUUCUCUUGUCAAACAUAUCCGAUACCCCAGUGCAGGCCCGCAACCAUGGCAGCAGUGACAGCAGCGACGGCCUCGUCGCCCUCGGCCGCAGUCGACCCCUCCACGCGCAAACGCGUUCUCAGAGUCGUCACUAUCUCUCUCCUUCUCGACUUGAUAUCCUUCACCUUCAUCCUCCCUCUCUUUCCGAAGCUCCUCGAGUUCUACCGCGAUCGUGAAGUCGGCCCCGCUAUCGCCAACGCCAACGCCCCUGCGACCCUCCUGCAAUCCGUUCUCUCGGGCCUGAACCGCUACAAGGCUGCCUUCGCUCGACCCAUUGACUCGCGCUACGACAUCGUCCUCCUCGGCGGCGCCCUCGGGUCCCUCUUCAGCCUGCUGCAGGCGGUCGCCUCCCCGCUUAUCGGUCGCCUCUCUGACCGUCACGGCCGCCGCACCGCCCUGCUGGCCUCCAUGUGCGGCAACAUCCUCUCCGUGCUCCUGUGGGUCGUCGCCGUCGACUUCCGCACCUUUGUGGCCUCACGCGUCGUCGGUGGCCUGUCCGAAGGCAACGUCCAGCUCGCGACCGCCAUGGCGACCGAUAUCUCGGACGAGCAGAGCAGAGGCUCGACAAUGGCCCUCAUCGGCGCCUGCUUCUCCAUCGCCUUCACCUUCGGCCCCGGCCUGGGCGCCUGGCUGAGCACCAUCACCACCGUCAAGGAGAACCCCUUCGCCACCGCCGCCGGCUUCAGCCUGUUCCUCAUUCUGACCGAGACGAUCUACCUGUACUUUUGCCUCCCCGAGACCCUCCCCGCCCUGACGGGCAAGGGCCACGCCGUUGCGACCAAGGGCGAGAAGGAUACCAAAACGACGAAGACGACUACUGCUCCGAGCCCGCUGCUGCGCACAAACUCUCACUUCCUCCUCAAUGCCGUCCACUUCGUCUUUCUGCUCUUCUUCUCCGGUAUGGAGUCCUCGCUGUCCUUCAUGACCUACGAGCUCUUCGCCUUCGGCUCCUCCAAAAACGGCCGUCUCCUUGGCUUUGUCGGCCUCGUCGCCUCGAUCCUGCAGGGCGGCGUCACACGCCGCCUGCCGCCCUUGCUCUCCGUGCGCGUUGGCGUCGUGGCAUGUCUCGUGUCCUUCGUCCUGCUGGGCCGCAUCACGACCACCUCGGGGCUGUACGUCGCGGCGACAUGCCUGGCCAUCACCUCGGCGACGGUCGUUACUGGCCUGAACGCUCUUAGUAGCUUCGAGGCCGCCGAGGGCGAGCGCGGUGGCAAGCUUGGUAUCCUCCGCGGCUGGGGCCAGCUUGGUCGCGGGCUGGGACCCAUCCUCUUCACGAGCGUCUACUGGUGGGCCGGUCGCGAGGUCGCGUACACCAUGGGCGCUACGGGGAUAGCGGUCGUGGCCGCGGCUGUGUUUGCAGGUCUUAAGACACCACCCGGCUCGUUGAAGAAGAAGGUACCCGCCGAGAAGAAGGCCGCAUAAGGCUCGUGGUCUUGAUAUAAAAGUAGGGGUCGGUCGCGAAGCAUCGUGUGGUGGUUUUUCUCGUAUUGAUAUGUCGUAUUUUGUAGAUGUACAUGGUGGGAGAUAAUGCAUCAUUCAGGAGUCCGGUACAGGUUAGAUGUAUUAUACUUCGGGAAUUGUACAUGUCGUUUGUUGU